This is a messenger RNA of Papilio polytes (common Mormon), 2908 nucleotides long. RefSeq lists its product as uncharacterized. The record is from RefSeq and is a predicted model, not a curated record. The transcript is spliced from 2 exons. NCBI's taxonomy places the organism in Eukaryota, Metazoa, Arthropoda, Insecta, Lepidoptera, Papilionidae. Bases 50 to 1513 code for a protein of 487 amino acids.
UAUUGUUAUGUUUUGUGUGAAUUAAUUAAUUAUUAGAAAGUCGGAUAAAAUGAAGAAAUCUUACAUACCGAAAAUGGACCGGAACACUUAUAUUGACAACUAUUUUGCCAGCUCAAUGGUACCGUUUCAAAGUACUUUCGAACAAUCGAGUUUAAAAAUUAUCGAAUUAGACGAUUCGAAUAGUUCAGAUUCUGAAUGUAAUUAUGAUCAAACACACGCCUGGUGUUAUGUUGAUAAACAUUUACCAAAACAUAACGAAUCAAAAUACAAAGCAAAUACAAAAGCGAGAGCGAAACGACGAAUGAAUAGAGUAUCACCCGAAAUUGUUAAUAAAAAUAUUAACUAUGUAACUAAUGAAAAUUAUUUAGCUGAACCUGAAAAUAGUAAUAAUGCUUUAUUUAAUGAAACCGCAGAAAGGAUACCAAAUCCAUUAAAUUGUUUUACAAUAAUUAACAACGAUUUGGCUGAUUCAGAUCAAACAUUAUCAAGCAAUGAAGGUAUGAAAAUAAUAGAAUGUGGAGACGUAAUACUUGAAAAUGAUUACAAAAAAAAUUCAACAGAAACACAUUAUAACAGAAAUGUUGACAGCAAACGUACAAUAUGGAUAUAUUCAUUUAAAAAUAGAAAUGCACUCGCUGACGACGGUUCAAAUGUAUCCACAGAAGAAAGCACGUCUUCUUCGUCUUUCGAUAAUACAGAUUAUAAAGAAAGGAUAGCAACACCAAUACCAUCUUAUAUACCGCGAUUAAAUUUUUACGUAGCGGCAACACUACCACCGGUGACAGAAGUAACAGAACCUUUGCAUGCAACACCAGAUAAUACAGAUAAAACAGAAACGUUAGUAUCAAAAUUGCAAAUAAGUCCUAAACAUUUAGAACAGGGUAACCCUUUAAGUACAUCUGUUCCUUCGCAAAACAUUAUAAAUUGGAUGGCAUUAUCUCCUAGAGAACGUAGAAGGACAAUUAGAACUAAAAUAACUGAAGAUUUAGAUAAUUCUGAAAAGAAUAGCGUAUUAAAUAAACAGACGGAAAAGUUACCUCUAAAUAUAGAUAAGGAUUUAACAUAUAUUAUAACUAAAAAAAAUGAAGUUCAAGAAAACGAAAUAAAAUCAGAUAUAAGUAACGAUCAAUUAGAUGAAAAAGGUGAUCACAGCAAAAUACCAUUAAAAAAGCCACAGAUUAUACUAAAAGCAAUAUCAUCAAACAAAAUUAUUGAAAAACUUACCAGUGACGAAUGGAUUGGUCAUGAAAAUGGACAGAAAGAAAGAACUCUAGAUAUAGAUAACAAAAUUAUUGAAAUACAGGAAAAACCUGUUAGUUUCAUAAGAUGUGCGGGCGAUAGACUUUUUAAUAAAAAUAUGACAUUAUUGAAACCAGUAGAAUGGACGCAAUACCUACCAAUAACCGAGAGCUUGCCUUCUUUACACCUUUCCUUACCAUCUGAUAUAAACGAUGAGAAGAGAUCAUGGUUCAAAUACAUAAUAAAAUAUUUUCAAUGCUGUAAAUGUAAAUAAAUAAAACAAACAUCUUCGAAUUGGUGAAUUUAUUAAAUUCAAUCACAAAUUUCCAAUUAAUGGAGUACUUAAACGAAAAAAACCUGUUAUUUUAAGGUACUUUGAGAGAAAACAAUCACGACAUACGUCAAACAUACUAUGUACACGUGUUCAUACUAUCACAAAGUUUGCCAACAUAUAAAGUAACUUUUAAUGGAAAUUACAUGAAAAAAUACUUCAAUACCUAAUUUUAAACAUAUACAGACGAAUAAAUUUAAUAUAUAACUGGAUAUAGAUAAAUUACAACUAAGACUGUCAGUGUUACCUUAAUUUAUUUCCCUUAUUUUAAAUUGAAUAGAAUUUUCAAUCUGGCAACAUUAAAUGCAUCUUUGAAACCGUUUAAUUGCUAACUGUAUUGAAUUACGAGAUUUACGAUGUAAUUUAACUAUUAGUGAAAUACAAAUAACAUACUAAUAAGUAUUAUUAGAAAUCGAUAGUUAUCUGGCCCAGGCAUUUCUAACUAAAUUUUGACAGCGUCACUGUCAAUGUCAAGAGUGUCAAGAUUCAUCAUCAUCAGCUAUAUGUCCCCACCGAGGGGCUCGGAGCCUACCCUAAGUAAAGGGUGACUAGGCCAUAGUCAACCACGCUGCACUGUGGGUUGGUUGACUUCACACAUAUCUUUAUAUUUCUUUGCUUAUAUGUGCAAGUUGCAUCACGUUGUUUUCCUUCACAGUAAGAACGUCGGGUAAAUUAUGUACAUAUGAAAUAUCGAAAAUCACAUUGGUACGGCGGGAUUCGAACCAAAGACCUGUAGUUUACAAGUCAAGUGCUUUAACCACUGAGCCACCGACUCAACGCUCAAGAUUCAUACUGUUGUUUUAAUUUUCUAUUGUCUUUCCAGUGCCUUACCGGGCCAGAUAAUUUAGUGCGACUAUAGUAUAUAUUUGCGUCAGUUAUACGAAUGCACUACGAAUUGAAUAUACGUUACUUAUAUACAUGUAAUAUUAUAACUACUAUAUUGAAAUGAAACAUGCAAAAUCCUUAAAAUAUUUUAUGAGAAUCUUUCAAAUGUUCUUUAUAUAUCAAAAUACUUACAGAGAAAUGAUUAAAUGACGAAUAAUACAAAAUUGAGUCCAGCUCAAACUUAGGAAUGCUGUUGUUAAAAAACUUGUAAUAUUUUGUAACUAAAAUAUUACUUUAAAAUACUAAUGUAGAAGAUCUGUUGAUAAUUGUUAAAUGUCCAUUAUAACUAUAUCAAACUAAAAAAAUAAAAAUCCUGGCCUAAGGACGCUUUGACUUCUGUCACUUUUUAAUAUGCUAAAUUAGUUUCGUAUAUUUCCGCAAUAUUUAAUACUAGCUGUUGCUCGCGACUUCGCCCGCGUGAAAUUAAAAAAUAAAACCAUAGCCUAUGUUACU